AUCCGUGCACAGAAGGGGGGAGAGAGGGGGGUCAGAGAGCGAAAGGGAGCCUGAGAGCGAGAGCGAGAAGCGUCGUCUACUUGUGAGAGACAUAUUGAAGGAAAGCCGGAGAGGCGUUGCCGGCUGAUCAGAGUGGAGAGCUACCAAAGCUUCGCCGGUUGAAGAAGACGAACCUCAGCCUCAGAAAAUGCAAGGCUCAAAUUCAGACAUAAUCAGCCACCUUCCUAGCAAUGUGAUAGAAGAAAUUCUGAUGCGCAUGCCAAUACAGGAUGCAGUUAGGACAAGUGUUCUGUCUAAGAAAUGGAGGUAUGCGUGGGUGACACUUCCGCAACUUGUAUUUGAUGAUGCGUUCUACAUAAAAUCAAGAACACAAAAAAAUAAGCUUAUGAUGGCCAUUUAUCAAGUUCUAUUACUUCACCGUGGACCAAUACUCAAGUUCAAACUAUCCUUAUCUAUACUAGAUAGUUGUUUUGAGAUUGAUCAAUUAAUACUUUUUGUGUCAAACAAUGGUAUCCAAGAAUUCGUCCUUGAUAUUCAGAAAGGCGAACCGUAUAAGUUGCCGUCUUCCUUUUUUUCGUGUCUACAACUUAAGCAUUUGGAACUACGUUCUUGUUUGUUCAAUCCUCCUCUGAGUUUUAAAGGAUUUAGCAGGCUCUCUUCCUUGGAGCUUUGGGAUGUUGUAAUUACUUCUAAGGUCUUUUCUAGUUUGAUCUCCAGUUGCCCACUACUCGAAGAGCUCAAACUUGUAAAUUCCACAAGCAUUAGUUACCUUGAAAUUAGUGCCCCUAAUCUUACGUACUUAUUUUUCCAAGGUCGAUUUGGUUCUAUAUGUUUCAAAAAUACCCCUAAACUUGCAAGAGUUUCGGUUUAUUUGUAUGAGUCCAUGACUGGGGAAGCAUACAAAGGAGGAGAAAUAUGUAAUUGGGUCACAUUUUUUGCUGGUCUACCUGUCAUUGAGUUUCUAGAGUUGGACUAUGGUUGUCUCCAGUUGAUUUCUGCAGGUGGCGUACCGAAAAGGCUUCCAAUUAAUUUGAACCAUCUUAAGAUUCUUAAGUUGCAUCUUGAGAAAGUGAAGGAGGUCUCAAGUAUUCUUUGCUUAGUUAGAAGCUCCCCAAACUUGGAAAAAUUUGUUAUUUGGGGGCCUAUUAAUGGAAUUGCAGAUGAAGAAACAGCUGUAAAACUUUUAGAAGUGCACGGAUGGUCAGAUAUCUGUCUAAAUCAGCUACAGGAAGUGGAAUUGCGUGAGGCAUGUGGCUCAAGGUUUGAAUUGGCGUUCAUUGAGCUUCUAUUAGCCAUAUCGCCUAUCCUAGAGAAAAUGAUUAUUGUGUCAAAUGAUAUGGAUAAUGAAGGAUUGAGGUUGUUGGAUGAGGUUCUUGAAGACCAUGAUUUCUUGAAGGAUUGAGGUGAUGUGAUUCAGGAUGUUUACGCGAUUUUCACCUCUAGCAAAAUUGUACUCUGAAAUGCCAGAUGAUCCAUUUUAGCAUAUGGAUUAUGUCCCUUUUGACCAGCCAUGGUUUCUGUGAGCCAUGAAGAUGAUGUUUUUUGUGAUGUGUUCUGAUAGUUCCAAGUUCAAGCAAUAGCAGCUAAUGGACAACUUUCACGGACUGCCAUCUCUCCCUAGUAAAAGUUGCAACUUCUAGUGAUUUUGGCCAAGUUAGGAAAUUUUGUAGAUAUUCUUGCUGAUGAGUUUUCUUUUUUUCCCACCCAAAUACUUGGACAAUAAAUGCAGUUUGCACCUGUUUUAUUUUUGGAAA
Diospyros lotus (date-plum) is the source of this 1754-nucleotide messenger RNA. RefSeq names its product F-box/FBD/LRR-repeat protein At1g13570-like. The coding region runs from base 188 to 1402 and encodes 404 amino acids. The record is from RefSeq and is a predicted model, not a curated record. Lineage: Eukaryota; Viridiplantae; Streptophyta; Magnoliopsida; Ericales; Ebenaceae. Gene Ontology annotation, molecular function: protein binding. The transcript is spliced from 4 exons.